Messenger RNA from Nakaseomyces glabratus, 324 nucleotides. It is a transcript of the gene EMC6, whose product is annotated as Emc6p. Gene Ontology annotation, biological process: protein folding in endoplasmic reticulum; autophagosome assembly. The record is from RefSeq and is a predicted model, not a curated record. Gene Ontology annotation, cellular component: EMC complex; membrane; endoplasmic reticulum. Lineage: Eukaryota; Fungi; Ascomycota; Saccharomycetes; Saccharomycetales; Saccharomycetaceae.
AUGAGUACAGAUGAAUCAUACAGCAGUUUGAACUCUGGUUCAAAUAUCAUGAUUAAUAAGAAGUCACUAUUAUAUGUACAAGACAGUACAUCGUUGGUAUUUGGGCUUGCAGCCGGUAUCCUGCAAUUGGAAUCCUGGGACGGUUUUCUUGCAUUUUUGGGUUGUUAUACUACAGUUUGUCUAAUCUUUAUACUCUGGACAUGCCAACUCAAACCACAAAAGUUCUUUCAAAGUCCAAUUCAGGAUAUAUUCAUAGAGUCACUUUUUAGGGAGCUUACAGGUUUUGUAAUGGCUUGGACUUUCUCGUAUGCAUUGGUUGGAUGA